This is a messenger RNA of Dentiscutata erythropus, 1180 nucleotides long. The record is from the annotation of a GenBank genome assembly. NCBI's taxonomy places the organism in Eukaryota, Fungi, Glomeromycota, Glomeromycetes, Diversisporales, Gigasporaceae.
AUGGGAAAACGUGGUUCAGUGUUAAGCCAAUUUCAAAAUUUUGAUGCAUACGCUAAAACUCUCGAUGACUUUCGUAUUAAAACAUACUAUGGAGCAGCACUAACUAUUUUAAGUGCCAUUAUUAUUAUUACCUUGCUUUGGUCUGAGUUUAACGAGUAUAGGGUGACUGAAAUAAAACCUGAAUUAGUAGUAGAUAAAAGUAGAAAGGAAAAAUUAACGAUAAAUAUCAAUAUAACCUUCCCAAAAGUGCCAUGCUAUCUUUUGAGUGUUGAUGUAAUGGAUGUUGCAGGCGAGACUCAAAAUGAUCUCACUCAUGACAUUUAUAAGACUCGUUUAGAUGCCGACGGAACUCAAAUCCAUAUUGAGAAAGCCACAGAUAUUGGUGAUCCUACAAAAGAUAUAAUAAAGAUUGUCAAUAACACAGCUCCAGGCGGUGAGAAUUAUUGCGGUAGUUGUUAUGGGGCGACACCAGAAAGUGGAUGUUGUAACACUUGUGAUGAAGUUCGUGAAGCUUAUAUUCAAGCUGGAUGGUCUUUCAACAACCCCGAUGAUAUUGAACAGUGCGUUAGGGAAGGUUGGAAAGAUAAAGUAGCUGAACAAUCAAAAGAAGGUUGUAAUGUAGCUGGUAGUGUCAGAGUAAAUAAAGUAGCUGGAAACUUCCAUCUUGCACCUGGUAAAAGUUUUCAGCAAAAUCAUGUUCAUGUUCAUGAUUUACAACCCUUCUUAAGUGAUGGUGUUCAACAUGAUUUUACGCACGAGAUUCAUCAUUUGAGCUUUGGUCCUAAAGUUGAUGGUGUGGUAAAUCCUUUGGACGGUGUUGGUGGAGCUGUUACUAAAGGACAUUACAUGUUUCAGUAUUUUCUUAAAGUAGUGUCUACACACUUCUAUUUUCUUAAUGAGACCGCUAUUUACACAAAUCAAUAUUCUGUGACACAAUUUGAACGUGAUUUAACCGGUAGAGAUCACACACAUUCACAUAGUCACAUAAGUGGCUUACCAGGUGUAUUUUUUAAUUAUGAAAUUUCUCCAAUGUUAAUUAUAAACCGUGAAGAAAGUAAAAGCUUUACACAUUUUUUAACAGGUGUAUGUGCUAUAGUUGGAGGAAUUUUUACAGUAGCUGGGAUAUUAGAUGGUUUUAUAUAUAAUGCUGAAAAAACUUUUAAGAAAAAGGUUGAAUUGG